AUGGCUUCAGAUGACUUUUGCUUUAGAGUUCAAGACCAUGGCACUGCUCUUACAGAGAAGAAAAACCGAGUUAGGUGCAAUCAUUGUGGAAAAGAAAUCAGCGGGUUUAGUCGCCUUAAAUGCCACCUAGCAGGAUUCCGGCUUAAUGUAGCUUCUUGUUUGCAAGUUCCUCCUAAUAUUAGGGAAGCAUUCUACAAUCAAAUAACUGAAAAGAAAAGAGGGAAUCUUAGUCAGGAAGUGGGGGAGCAUUGUUCCUCUAAUAUUCCUUCAAGAAGAGAUAUGUUGCUUCUUACAGAUUCUGCUAAGUCUUGUGAUCCAGAGCUUACUCGAGCUUCCAGCAUGGGAAGCGAAAAAAGGCUGAAGAUUGGAUCAUCUUCAGGAAACCAUGGAACAGUGUCAGUUGCUCUUACCAAGGCCAGGCUUGAUUCUCAAUCAGCUGUGAGUACCCAAGUUUUCUCUGAUAGGGAAUUCCAGAAGAAGGUUGGUAGAUUCUUUUACGAAGCAGGAAUUGAGCUGGAUGCUGUUACAUGUCCUAGCUUUCGGAUGAUGCUGAAUGCCCACUUUGGUUCUGAAGAUAUAGCUUACCCAAUUCCUAGCUGUGAGGAUUUAAGUGGGUGGAUUCUUCGGGAAUUAGUGGAAGAGAUGGAGCUGUAUGUGAGAGAGAUUAAAAGCUCGUGGUCAAGCACAGGUUGCAGCAUCCUAUUGGAUGGGUGGGAAGACUUGACAGGUCGCAGACUUGUGAAUGUUCUGGUGGCCUGCCCAAAAGGCACAGUUUAUCUUCGAUCAGCAGACAUCUCUGGGUUUGAUCAGGAGAUUGGUUGCAUGUUGGGGUUCCUUGAUGAUGUUCUCAAGGAAGUUGACGUUCAAAAUGUAGUACAGAUCAUCACUUGCUCCACUUCAUCUUGGAUGAAGACUGUUGGCCAGCAGGUGAUGGAAAAAUAUAAGACGGUUUUUUGGACAGUUUGUGCAUUGCAUUGUUUAGAACUUACGUUGAAGAAAAUGGGAGCAAUUGAUGCAGUUAAAGCAACACUGGAUAAAGCAAAAUCAAUCACAAGAUUUGUGCACAGCGAUGCUACUAUUCUAAAAGUUCUCAGAGAUCACACUUCGGCCAAGUACCUGGUUAGGCCAUCCAAGUUCAAAGAAGUUGCAGCAGAUGUUUCUUUCGACUGCUUGGAAGACCUCGAGAUAUGCUUCCUCAGUGGAAGGGAAAAGAGUGGCUGA
Molecule: messenger RNA, 1221 nt
Organism: Coffea arabica (coffee)
Lineage: Eukaryota; Viridiplantae; Streptophyta; Magnoliopsida; Gentianales; Rubiaceae
Source: RefSeq, a predicted model, not a curated record